GAUCGAGCGAGAGGGAGAGCCCACAUACUCAUAUUUGGAGGAGAACAAAAGCUUCGUCAUCAUCUCUGUCUCUCCGAUCCCCGUAUCUCGAACUUCAUCUCUCAGUGCUAUUCCUUCCAUGGCCUCACCCUCCUCGAUCUAACCACCAAAAAGCCAAAUUCCCAAUUUGUCCCGACUGUCUGAUUUUUCUUUACCGACUAAAUUCUUUAUACCUUUUGUUGUAUUUCCUUUUUGUUUUUUUUUAGCAUCCAUUGUUUCGAUUCUUUUAUAACCUGUUGUGAUAAAUGAUAUACUUGUAGAAUUCCUGUGCAUUUGAGUUUGUGAUCUGCAUCUGGAUUUGAUUUCCUUGUCUGAUCUAGGAGAGUGAGAUAGCUAGUUUAGAAUUCGCUUGAUUCUUUGUUUGGGGCGUUGAAAUGGCGGGGCCAAAUCAGGAUCAAUUCGAAGUGUACUUUAGGAGAGCAGAUUUGGAUGGAGAUGGCAGGAUUAGUGGAGCUGAGGCUGUUGCUUUCUUUCAAGGAUCCGGUUUGCCCAAACCAGUCCUCGCCCAGAUAUGGAUGCAUGCUGAUCAGAGCCAUAGUGGUUUCCUCAGUAAGCAAGAAUUUUAUAACGCUCUCAAGCUCGUGACUGUAGCACAAAGGCGUGAAUUGACACCAGACAUUGUAAAGGCAGCAUUAUAUGGUCCGGCUGCAGCAAAAAUUCCAGCACCACAAAUUAAUUUUCCUGCCACAUCUGCUCCACAGAUUGGUGCAGCUGUUCAAACAGCCUCUCCAAAUCCUGGGUUCAGAGGACCAGGAGUUCCAAAUGCAAGUAUGAGCCCGCAGUAUUUUCCUUCUCAACAAAAUCCAUCAAUGAGACCCACCAUGCCUGCUGGUACUGCCCCCCGUCCUCCUCAAGGUAUUGCAGCUCCAGAGUUCUCUAGGGGAGGUAGUAUAGUUGGUCAAACUCAAGGCAUGCUGGCUGGUUCUACUGCCCGUCCACUUCAAUCCGUGCCCACUGGUGCUACUGGUCCCAGUUUCACAAAUCAAAACAUCUCAAGCGAUUGGCUUGCUGGAAGGACAGUUGGAGCUUCAACUGGGCCACAAGGGGUGACCCCGUCAACACCUUCGGCUGCAUCAAAGCCGCAAACUGCGUUUUCAAUGUCUUCCCUGUCUGCAGCUAAUGAUUCUAAAGCAUUGGCUGUUUCUGGAAAUGGGUUUGCUUCUGACUCAGCAUUUGGAGGUGAUGCAUUUUCUGCAACCUCAUCUGCGCCAAAACAAGAAUUAUCUGCACAAACUUUUUCUUCUAGCAGUGCACCUGCCUCAUCAGUGAUUACACCAGCUUCAAGUGGGGCCCAACCCAUUGUUAAGUCCAACUCACUUGACUCAUUGCAAAGUGCUUUUUCUAUGCAGUCUGCAGGCAGUCAAAGGGCACACUCAUCUUUGAUCCCAGGUCAACAGGUUUCAUCCCCAAGUUCCUCCUCUAUUACGUCAUCUGGGAUUUCUGUGGGAACUGUGAAUGCUGCUUCAAACAGUUCCCAGGUUCCAUGGCCAAAAAUGAAACCAUCUGAUGUUCAGAAAUAUACAAAAGUGUUCAUGGAAGUGGACACUGACAGAGAUGGAAAAAUAACUGGUGAGCAGGCAAGGAAUCUAUUUUUGAGUUGGAGGCUACCUAGAGAGGUGUUAAAGCAGGUUUGGGACUUAUCUGAUCAGGAUAGUGAUAGUAUGCUUUCUUUGAGAGAGUUCUGCUUUGCUCUCUAUUUGAUGGAGCGGUACAGGGAAGGUCGUCCUCUUCCAUCUGCACUCCCUAGCAAUGUUAUGUUUGAUGAGACACUUUUGUCCAUGACAGGCCAACCCAAUGUUUCAUAUGGAAAUGCAGCUUGGGGUCCCAAUCCUGGUUUUGGACAGCAGCCAGGGAUGGGUGCCCAGCCAAUGACUCCUUCAACUGGUUUCAGACCUCCAAUUCCCCCCAAUGCCUCAGCUGAUACUACUGCAAUGUCCAAUCAACAAAAGUCAAGAGCACCUGUUUUGGAUGAUUCCUUUGCAACCCAACUUGAUAAUGGCGAGCAGAAUUCAGUGAAUGGAGCAGCCCAAGGUGCAACGGCUGAUGGAAUAAAGGUUGAUGGAACAGAAAAGGUGAUUUUGGAUUCCAAGGAGAAGCUUGAGUUCUACCGCGAAAAAAUGCAGGAACUUGUCCUGUAUAAAAGUAGGUGUGAUAAUAGACUAAAUGAAAUCAUGGAAAGGGCAAUUGCUGAUAAGCGUGAGGCUGAAAUAUUGGCAAAGAAAUAUGAGGAGAAAUACAAACAAGUUUCAGAAAUAGCUGCCAAAUUAACAAUUGAGGAUGCAAAAUUUCGUGAGAUUCAGGAGAGGAGGAGGGAGUUGCAGCAGGCUAUUGUUAACAUGGAACAAGGGGGCAGUGCAGAUGGUAUCCUUCAGGUCCGUGCUGACCGCAUACAAUCAGAUCUUGAGGAGCUAAUGAAAGCCCUGACUGAACGAUGCAAGAAACAUGGAUAUGAUGUUAAAUCAACUGCAGUAAUUGAGCUUCCCAUGGGUUGGCAACCUGGAAUUCCAGAGGGAGCUGCUGUCUGGGAUGAAGAGUGGGAUAAGUUUGAAGAUGAAGGAUUUGGCAAUGAGCUCACUGUUGAUGUGAAAAAUCUGUCUGUCUCUCAGAGAGGAAAAGCAUCUCCAGAUGGUAGUUUGACCCCUGAUUCCUCUUCCUAUGUGGAUGAAAAAGCUGCGAAUCUCUUCAGUGCUGGUGAACGUGCCCUUGAGAGUGAGUCUGCAUACACACACAGUGAAGAUGAGUCAGCCAGAAGUCCUCAUGGCAGUGCUGCUGGAAGAAACUCUCUGGAAAGUCCAUCCCAACAAUUUUCUGAUGACCAUUUUGGAAAGAGUACUGAAGCAGAUGCAGAAACACAUCGAAGUUUUGAUGAAUCAGCCUGGGGAACCUUUGAUAAUGAUGAUACAGACUCUGUGUGGGGGUUUAAUCCUGUUAAUACCAAGGAUUUGGACUCUGAUAAGCACAGAGAUUUUUUUGGAUCAAGUGAUUUUGGUGUAAACCCAACAAGAACAGAAUCCCCUAGUGCAGGAAGCUUUUAUGAUAAGAAGAGUCCAUUUACAUUCGAAGACUCUGUUCCCAGCACUCCUCUCUCAAGGUUUGGAAACUCUCCACCAAGGUUUAGUGAGGCAUCAAGGGAUCAGUUUGACAGUUUAUCCAGGCUUGAUUCUUUUGGCAUGCAUGAAAGUGGAUUUUCACAGCAACCUGAUAGGCUCACAAGGUUUGACUCCAUAAAUAGUAGCGGAGACUUUGGCAGUGGAUUUUCACAUCAACCUGAGGCGCUCACUAGGUUUGACUCCACAAAUAGUAGCAAAGACUUUGGCCAUGGAUUCUCUUUUGAUGACACCGAUCCUUUUGGCUCCAGUGGUCCAUUUAAAGUUUCAUCAGACCAUCAGAGUCCAAAAAAGGGUUCGGACAGUUGGAGUGCUUUCUAGCCAGGUAAUUCCAAAGCAAACAGAAGAAAAAGAGAAAAAAUUUUCCCUUCGGCCCUUGUAGUCAAUUUUUUCUUUUUUGUUUCAGGGUUUGUUGAUUGUCUACCCAUUUCUUUGUGCUGUAUAUUUCACGACAUAGAAUUGGAUUGUUGUAAAGUUGUUCGGUGUGGCCUUGCUGUAUUUAUAUGGUGAUAUUAUUUUUUGGGUUGGCAUGCCAGAAUGAGAAAAAAGAAACACGUUUGUUAUUGAAGUGCCGUAUUAUUGACUGGAAAAUAAAAACUAAAUGAAAUCCAGUUUCUUUGCCGUUUC
Molecule: messenger RNA, 3773 nt
Organism: Theobroma cacao (cacao)
Lineage: Eukaryota; Viridiplantae; Streptophyta; Magnoliopsida; Malvales; Malvaceae
Source: RefSeq, a predicted model, not a curated record